AUGCCUGCCUACGAACUCCGAUCGGGUGGUGAUGUCAAGAACAAGAAGCAGAGUGUCGCCGAUUUGAAAUACCGUCGCUUGACUGAACUCAAUGCACGUUUGAAGGAGGAUCUGGACCGUCCUCGGGUCAAGGUCUCCGAGGCAGCUCUCUCUCUGAUCAGUUACUGUAACAACACUCGCGAUUUCAUGGUUCCUUCUGUAUGGGGACAGGUCGACAAGCGCGAGGACCCCUACGCUCCCCAACAGCAGGGAGGUUGCUGCACCGUCAUCAGAAACUUCAGAAGUACAGAAUACUAUCUGAGUAACUUGUCUUCUGUACUCUCCAUGGACCCCUCAGAAAAGAAAACAGACCUAUCCCACGUCCACCUCCCCCGCAUCUCAAUCAAAUACUGCACCCAAUGUCGAUGGAUGCUGCGCGCCGCAUACUUCGCCCAAGAGCUCCUGUCGACAUUUAGUACCGAUCUCGGUGAAGUCGCGCUGGUUCCUAUGACCGGGGGCAUAUUUACGGUGACGAUCUGGCACCAGGAAACCAUUGAGGGACAAGGUGUGACGAGGGAGAAUAUACUAUGGGAUCGGAAGAGGGAUGGUGGAUUCCCUGGUAUGUUUUCAAGGUUUUAUAUAUAUUGGAUUUUAUAUCUUGAUAUAUUGAUCUUGGUGUUGUUGAUUUGGUGCAUGUUUGCUGAUUCCUGGACAGAAGUCAAGGCUCUUAAGUCGUUGGUGCGUAAUGUUAUUGCACCGGAGCGAGAUCUGGGACAUACGGAUCGGGCAUUGAGGGCGCAGGGACAGGGUGGGACGUUGAAGGCGCAGCAGGGGGAGCAGAAGGAGAAGAUGAAGGAGGAAGAGGCUAAGGAGGUUGCUUGUGAGGAUUGUCAAUAA
Molecule: messenger RNA, 876 nt
Organism: Penicillium salamii
Lineage: Eukaryota; Fungi; Ascomycota; Eurotiomycetes; Eurotiales; Aspergillaceae
Source: the annotation of a GenBank genome assembly